GUCACCGGGCGCACACAGCGUCGUUGUUGGCUUCAACAACCUCUCACUAGACAGUAUUACUUUCAACCGUUUAGCGUUCGGCCAAUGCUACCCGGAGCGGAGGACGGUACCAGUACCUAUUCGUAAACACAAGAGGCAAAUGUCGUGGUCGUCGUCUUCUUCGCCGUUUUCUUCGUCCUCAUCGUCGGUAGUACGCGUGCUUCUCGGUUCGAACCAUGACAAACUCGGCGACGAAUGUCCCGAGUCAGCGAUCCACCAGAUAUAAAUAAAUGAGUUUUUUACGUUCGUUACAGUUCUGACAUUUCUGUGACAUCUGGUGUAUCUCGUGGUGCGGUUUGAUUCUUGCACGUUAUUCACCUUCUUAUACUUCGUACCUCCUCCGUUUCCAACGUUCUUCGUCCUCGUCGUCCAAGUUCCCCUCUUGUGUUCCUCUUAUUAUUGUUGUUGUUUUCGACCGUGUCGUCGUUGUUCAACCCUACGCAACUCGUGGUGUUUUUCCCCCCAUAAAGUAAAAUAAACUCGAGGACGAAUCGACGAUCGAAUUCGUCAAGAUAACAGAGAAGAGAAGGUUGUUCGAAUCUUAUAUGAUAAGGGAACUUUUCACAGUGCACGGAUUACAGUUCCAGUUCUUUUGACAUAUAUUCAUUCCGUUCGUUGGUUGGUCGUUCGUUCGUACGUUCGAUCGGAUGCAUCGUAGCAUCUACGUUAAGAGUUACAAUAGUGUAUAUUCUAACAUUGUUCGAAUCGUUAAUUUAUAGCGUUAUAUAUACUCGGCUGACGGGCAAGCAUCCGAUGUUGAUAAAAAUGACAAGGUGAUGCGUAAACGCAACGGAGGCAAGUGGAAAAUUGAUCGUUUUUACUAUCGUGAUGGAUGAUGACAAUUGACACAUUUAUAUGAAAGUUGUGUUGUGCUGUGUGACAAGUGUUUGUUCUACCCAAUUUGGAUUAUAACGAUACUUGUGGCUGCGUACCGGUCGCCCUAAACUCGGUGUGGAGGAUAAUGUUCUACUUGCAGAUCGUGAUCGGCCAUUAGAUUUAAUCGUAGGGGAGAAAAAUAAACGAAUGAGAGGAAGUGAAAGAGAGGAGGCGGCCAGAAGUGAACCAGACGUAAUACGCGCGUUUCCUUGAAACUUCCGUAACCUAAAAAAGGGAAGGGAAUCGCGGUCGCGCCAAACUGCCAUCUUGAAACAAAAACAUUAUCUGCACAGACUCCUUGGCCUGGCAUAAGUAAUGGCGGCCCACGUUGAGGGGAACUUGGUCUCAUUUUACACGGUAUUCUCUUAACGUUAAAAACGGCGGCGAUCGGGGUGGGAGUGCAGUCCGUGUUAUCAUCUGGCUAUCAUAACACGGCGCCAUCCCACAACGGGGGUGGUGGUUCGACGCUAAGCGCCGCGGCGAUGGUGGCAGCGGCUACCGCCACGGCCACCGCCACUGCCAGCGUGGUGGCCAUGCAGGACCGCCAAGACAUCCCCGCACAGUAUAACCAGAUGCAGAGCCAACAUGGAAUGGCUCACCAGGCGUACAAUACGGGGUACGCGCAGAGAGGAGCGAUGGCUGGACUCGGACCGGUCGGUAUGAAUAACUUCAACAGCAUGGGUUCCAUGGGACCGAUGCAUACGAUGAAUUCUAUGAAUUCGAUGAACGCGAUGAGUGGUAUGAAUACGAUGAACCCGAUGACUAUGGGGGGCAUGAACGGGAUGAACGGGAUGAACGGAAUGAACGGAAUAAGUCCGAUGAACUCGAUAGCGAACAUGGGCAACAUGGGGAUGAACAACAUGAUGGGACCCAACAAUAUGCAGAUGAACAAGAUGAACAUGCAGGCGCAGACUCAACAAGCUUACCCGAGGAGGUUAGCGCCGUAUCCUAAUCCAGCAAUGCACAUGGCGCAAAAGAGGCAGCAAAAUCCUUACCCGGGACCGAAUCCAGGGGCAAUGCAGCCGGGCUUCAACGGGAUGCCCAAUAAUCAGUAUGCGAACGCGUACGCCGGUAGUCGGCCAAGCUUUCAAUCUCAGUAUCAACCGAUGCAGGGAAUGAAUCCUGGCAACGCUGGCUUCGGACCGAAUUCCAUGAUGCGAGGCACCACGAUGAGACAAGCUAACCCGUCUUACAACCCGGCGGCACAAGCCAAUCAGUAUUACGCGAAUAGCGGAGUCCCGACUAACAUGGGACCCACCUCGGUGAACAACCAAUUUGUCGGCCACCAGCAGACACCUGGUUAUGCUGGUACGUCGCCGUACGCAGCUACCAGCCAGUAUCAACAGGAUGUCGCGACAAUGAGGACGAACGGUGCCGGAAACAUGAGCUACCAGCAUAGUCCUAUACCUGGGAACCCGACUCCUCCUUUAACUCCUGCUACCAGUAUGACACCUUAUAUCAGCCCCAAUCCUGAUAUAAAGCCGAAUUUUAACGAGAUCAAGUCACCGGUUAAUAUUCAGAAGGACGACGAGCUGAGAUUAACAUUCCCUGUGAGGGAUGGUAUCAUACUUCCACCCUUCCGGCUAGAACAUAAUUUGGCCGUCAGUAACCACGUAUUCCAGUUGAAAACCACCGUUCAUCAGACGCUAAUGUGGCGAUCCGAUCUUGAGCUACAGUUAAAAUGCUUUCAUCAUGAAGACAGGCAGAUGAAUACCAAUUGGCCGGCGAGCGUUCAAGUAUCAGUCAAUGCGACCCCGCUGGUUAUCGAUAGAGGGGAAAACAAAACAUCCCACAAACCACUUUACCUUAAAGAUGUGUGUCAGCCGGGGCGAAACACAAUACAAAUCACGGUUUCUGCAUGCUGCUGUUCACAUCUAUUCGUCCUACAAUUAGUUCAUCGGCCAAGCGUACGGAGCGUUCUGCAAGGGCUUUUACACAAGAGGUUACAAGCUGCGGAAAUCUGCAUAGCUAAGAUAAAGCGAAACUUCAACAACACGUUAUCGAAUAACGGUAUGCAAUCUGAGAGAGAGCGAGACGUUGUGGAGCAAACAGCACUGAAGGUAUCAUUGAAAUGUCCUAUUACUUUCAAACGGAUUACACUACCUGCACGGGGCAAUGAUUGUAAACAUAUACAAUGCUUCGAUUUGGAAUCCUAUCUACAACUGAACUGCGAAAGAGGAUCGUGGCGAUGUCCUGUUUGCAACAAACCUGCACAACUCGAAGGAUUGGAAGUAGAUCAGUACAUGUGGGGAAUUUUAAAUACUACUCUAAAUACGUCAGAGGUUGAAGAGGUAACGAUAGAUUCGGCAGCAAGCUGGAAACCUGCUAAGAGUGUGACAGGUAUAAAAUCUGAGGAGGACAACGACUGCAAGAGAAUGAGCAAAGCUAUGUCGCCCGGUAGUAUGAAUAUGCCAACAAUGAACAACUGGGACAUGAAUCAGGCAAUGAGUCCCUACAUCGCACCCGACAUGAACAGCAUUGCCAGCGGGUCUAUGAUGAAUAAUACUCCCCCUGCGUAUACCAACAAUAAUAUGAAUCAUAGGAAUUCGUCCAGAGGAUCUUACGACAUGAAUCCAGGAACGAAUAACAGUAGUAAUAACGAUUACUCCAGUGGCGCAGGUCCGCUGUCGCAUCUAAGUGACUCCGUCAAUUCUCUUGAUCCUCUGAACGCAAUGGAGAAGACUCUUAACGAUCAGAUGCCGCACACACCUCACACGCCACACACACCCCACACACCUCAUACGCCUGGCGGUGGAAACAGCGGACCACCGAGCGUACCUCCAUCAUCUCAAGAGUCGACUGGAAACCACAAUCCUUCCGGAAAUACAAGUACAAAUAUCAACAACGACUCGGCAGACAUACCUUCGGACCUCAACUUUGACCCUGCAGCUGUUAUAGAUGGAGAGGGAACUGGGCAAGAGGCAUUGAAUCUAUUGCCUGACAACGUCGUAGACCCAAUGGAAUUACUCUCAUACUUGGAUCCGCCCGAUCUUAAUACACCACCGAGUAGCGGAGCAAGCAGUGGAAAUCCUUCGUCUAGCGACGAUAUACUUGCACUGUUUGAAUAAGAUGCCAGUGUAAUGAAUUAAUCACACAUUACGAGAGGGAAUAAUCAAAUUAAAGCCCAAAAAUUUUGGGGAAAGUGACCACCGAGUCCGUAUCUUACUGCAGUAUGUUCUUACUGUACGUGGCAAGAAUUUAUGUAGUGAGAAUACAAAUAAAUGGGGUCACUGUGGGUGCUUUCACCUAAACAAUGGUACAAACAAUCUUAGCUCUAAUUGUAAUAUUCCUAUUGAUGAAGUUAGGGCAUAUUAGACGUAGGAUAUUGGACCUCUAUCGAUGGUACCACGCAACAUUAGCGCUCGUGUGUCCGAAGAGCACGGUACAUGGAUUAGAAUUGACGCAAUGAUCAAGUUUCUUCAGGCUGCAAGGAGAACGAGUGUACAAUAUUCUUUCACGUGCAAAAGAUUGAAAAUUCGCGCAAAUUAACCCCUGUACUAUGUUCUUCAAACGAAACGGUCUACUCGCGAUCAAAGGCUAUGACGGACCUAUAUCAGAAAUUAAAGAUAUAAAAGUGAAACAAGAAAAAAAAAAAAAAACUACUGUACAGUAUCUUUUGUAUAUAGGUUUCAAUUCAAAUUAAAUAAGAUAAGAGAUAUGCAUCUGUUGUAAAACCACCUUGCUUAUUGAUGGAUAUAGCGCAUAUAGUGUUCCUUUCCUUUAGAUGAUAAUAGUAACAUGUGGAGACAAGUAAUCUAGGGGCUGACGAGCUGUACACUGUCAACUCUUUCAAGUAUCAGUAAAACAAAUUAUCACGAUGUAUCUUUAGAGAUGUAAUGUUGGAAGUCGAAUGACAUAUAAUAAUUCUUAUUGUCGGUUAUAAACAGUUUUUAAAAGACUUGCAGUUUUUGUCUGCUUCAAAUAUAAAUUCUAACAAUGAUCGCAUAUUUUCAGGGUGUCAAGCGACAAUGAUUCAACAAAUUUUCUGACAAUCCCCAAUUUGACAGACGAAAAUAGACAUUUUUCUUUUUAUGAUACGCCAUUCUUUCCAAACAUGCAGAAAGAAACAUCAAUCUCAGACUAUGAACGGUUUAUAGUAGUUUUUCAUAUUUUUCAUUAAUUUCAAGUAAAAAAAUUAUAUUUUUCUUCACUAAUACCCUUUUUACACUAAACUCAAUUGUCUUACGAAGAGUAAAGAGAAAAACCAGCAAGGAAGGAAAUCCAAAAAUUCCAGGACACAUGCCCAAAUCACUCAACAUUUUCCAACCUUAACGGAUGCAUGCAAAUUCUCUGACAGCUUGAUACCCUGAUUUUUAUCAUCAAUCAUAGACGUAAUUUAUUCUCGUUUCAGAAUAGUCUGUCACACUUACGUAAUUAGUUUGUGAAGUAAUUGAAAAUCAAACAAGAUCGUUCGGAACUACCUUUCAGGUACAAUUUAUCUUUCUGAUCCCAAUCAGACUUGAAAAAUUUGCGAUAAAUAGAGGCAGUUGCUCAAGCAAAUAAACGACCAGUAUUACGGUUUUCUACUCGAUGUCUUUUUCGCUAGAUAAACCGAGGUAAUCUGAUUUUAUCAUCACCCUCGAGCUAUCAACUAAAAUCUCCAAGGAUACAUCGGAAAUAAGAGAUUAUAUUUGGGUACGACAAAAUUAUUUUCACAAGCUUGCAUCACUGAAAAAAAUACUGUAAUGUCUCGAAACGAUUCUUGCAUGUAUUGUAUCAUCUAAUUGUUGGCACUUUUUCAGUACAGAGAUUAUACAGUUUAAACUAUACGAACGAUUUUGAGUUAAAUGAAUAUGAUGGUUACAGAAAAAAUGAAUCUAAUUAGUUGAGUUUGAUCAGCUUGUGAAAAUAAAGGCUUUGAAAGUUGUAAUUACUAUUCGCACAAACAUUAAUGAUAAUUCGAUUUGAAUUUGAAAGUGAAAAAUUGGUCAUAUCCCAAAGCUAUGCCUAAAUAUAAAAUAUUGUCAGAGAGUGGCUCGCAAUCCCCUGCUUGCAUAGUAAUUAUUAUAUUUAUAUUUUUUUGUGAUUAAAGAGAGGAGAUAUACUUAAAGUGAUUCAUGUAGAUUAUACAAAUUUUAUAAAAAAAAAAAAAAAAAUAAUAAGAAAUGUAUUUAUAUUAUUACGCGUAACAUGGACGCCCCGAUAAAGAAUUAGAUGCGGUCAAGUUUCUAUUCAUAUAAUAAUAACUAUACAUAUAUAUAAUAAUAACAUUAUGGAGGUUAGUUUUUAAUAUUACUUGUAUUAAGUGCGACUAUUGUAUAUUAUUUGUAUAUAUGACAAAUAGAUUAAUAAUAUAAGCAAAGUGGCAGAUACUUAUUGGCCAGUUAUAACAGUAAAAAAUGGUUAUCUUAAUUAUUUCUCAGAACCAAAACAUACGAGAAACAACGUAUGGUAUUACCUACCUACAACAUACCCCUAGAAAUGAAAGGAAAAGGAGAAAACAAGUAAAAGUAAAUGAACAUGAAAAAAAGUAAUGUGUACAAGACUACAAAUUUUAAUAAGUACAGUUUUAAAAACUGUACACACCUAUUAUUACUGAUAGUAAUAACGGUACUAUUACCUACCCAAUAAAGAUCUAUCUACCUUAA
Molecule: messenger RNA, 6503 nt
Organism: Neodiprion fabricii
Lineage: Eukaryota; Metazoa; Arthropoda; Insecta; Hymenoptera; Diprionidae
Gene: tna
Product: zinc finger MIZ domain-containing protein 1
Exons: 11
Coding region: 1398-3983 (861 amino acids)
Biological process (GO): protein sumoylation; regulation of transcription by RNA polymerase II
Molecular function (GO): zinc ion binding; SUMO ligase activity
Source: RefSeq, a predicted model, not a curated record